This is a messenger RNA of Westerdykella ornata, 1850 nucleotides long. RefSeq lists its product as uncharacterized. The record is from RefSeq and is a predicted model, not a curated record. The transcript has a single exon. Gene Ontology annotation, molecular function: zinc ion binding. Lineage: Eukaryota; Fungi; Ascomycota; Dothideomycetes; Pleosporales; Sporormiaceae. Bases 1 to 1572 code for a protein of 523 amino acids.
AUGGCUUCUCUCCCCGCCCGGCCUGAGUCGCAACGGCGCCAGGUAGGCCCCGCAUCCUCAGAGCUUCACGAGCCUGCCAUUCCCGCCAGCAACACGUCUGGCACAGCCCCUGAUCCCUCAUCGGCCGUUGUCCUAAAUGAUCCCGCCCCAUCGUCAAGGACCGAGCCGCCCGCCGAAGACCCCUCGUACCGCCAAUCCGACACUCCGCACACGACUACCGCCCUACCACCUCCUGCAAGCGAGAAUAAUGAACCCCGUAGGUGCUGGAUUUGCUUCAUGGACGAGACCGAGGACGACGAGACAUCUUCAGACUGGCGGUCGCCCUGCCCCUGUGCGCUGGAAGCGCAUGAGAGCUGCCUGCUCGACUGGAUCGCGGAUAUGGAGCAGACGGGAAGCACGCCGCGCAAGAUACAAUGCCCGCAAUGCAAGUCUGAAAUCAGGCUGCGCCGUCCCCGUAGCCUAGUCGUAGAUGCCGUUCGAGUGCUGGAGCAUUUCGUCGCUGUGGUGCGAGUGCCGUGCUUCAUCACUGUUGCAGGUACCGCCGCGUUUUCCACCCUAUCUCUGAUCGGAAAAGCACAUAUCUACGAGAUCUUCGGAGCGGAGGAUGCCCUGCGCAUACUCGCACCGCUAUAUCAAGCUCCGAGGGGGAUCGAAACCACCGUAGCUGCUGCCAUCCUGCGUGAUUUUCAGCAACACUGGCGGUUGCAUCUGGGGCUGCCCCUGAUCCCGACCAUCCUUAUGGCAAGCCGUACCUCUGCCGCCGACUCCAUCCUCCCCUUCAUCCCUCUCAUCUUCUUCGUCAGCUCGGGUCGACCGCAAGAUGAGUUGUUACACUUCUCAUGGCCGCCGAGUGCAGCAUUUACUGUUGCUGCGCUUCCCUAUAUCAGGAACUUGUACAACACAUACUACGAGCGCGUAUGGGCUCCCAAGGAGCAUAAAUGGCUCAAGCAGAUACAACCCCGCGCAGCCUCUGGGGAAGACCUGAACGCUAGGGAGAUUGGAGCAUUGCGGCAGAAUGAUGACAUGCAAGAAGAUGAAAUCGUCGAGGACGCUUUGGAAAUCGAGGUCGAUAUCGACUUCGACAUAUUCCGCGACUGGAACAAUGGAGGUGCUGCAGACAAUCAUGCUGCUGCGGAGAAUCCCCCCGUGCCGAUUGCGCGCGGCCCAGGAGCUCCUCCAGAUGUGGCGCCGGGCGUGGGCCAGCAAGGCAACCCUGGAGACGGUGUCCAUGUUCGCCGUCGAGUCGAUAAUGUCACUGUAAGCAUGACAAACAUAGCCAACAGCAUACUUGGCGCUCUGAUCUUUCCCUCCAUUGCUGCCGUUGUCGGAGAGGUCCUCAGAAUGACGCUGCCGAAGGCAUGGGUCACUCCACCGCUCAGUGGCAAGCCUACUGGCUUUCUCCAAGCGCGAUGGGGACGAAGCAUUCUCGGGGGAUGUCUUUUCGUCGGAAUCAAAGACGUCAUUAUGCUAUACGUAAGGUGGAGAAUGGCACAGAACCAUAUGAAACGCGUUAUUCUUGACCAUGACAAGAGCAAAAGUAAAGGGCGGGUAAAACGACAAUCAACCAGGUAACUGGGCGAUCCGGGUAUGGUGGACUUGCCUUGGCUCGAAUUCAUUCGUUUUGGUUACCCAGUGUACAGUAUGAUGAUAGCAGUACUGCUUUCUGCACUUCACCUCGCAUAGAGCCUGACCUCGUUAUCCUCCAAAUAUGUAAUCAACGCCUAUCAGGCUAGCGGAAUUGUGCUGGGGAAAAAAAGAUACUGGUCGUUUCGUAUUCGUGAAGUCGUGAUAUCAGCAAGGCAAGAAAUGUAACAAAAAGUGGCGCGACUGAGAAUCGAACUCAGAUUAAC